This is a messenger RNA of Symbiodinium natans, 3516 nucleotides long. NCBI's taxonomy places the organism in Eukaryota, Dinophyceae, Suessiales, Symbiodiniaceae. The record is from the annotation of a GenBank genome assembly.
AUGGCCGAAGAGGAGGAUGGAUACGUGAGAGUUACCGUGGAGGACACCCCCACUACGCCCAAGAAGGCAGAGGUCAGAUUCCAAUCCGAGACCUCGAAGCCACAGAUACAAGGGACUGGCUCCUCCGGAGUCACUGGAAAUAGAGAUUCCUCCAACUCACUGAAGGCUCGAAGUCAGCAAGUGAAGAAGCACCUUCGAGAAGCGUUCCUGCAGGACGCAGUGCCACAGGAGACAGAAGACGAGAUCAAGGAGAGACCCGAGAAGCUGAAGGUUGCCAAGGACUUCAUGAUGCAAACUGCCUGUACGGAUGACCAGUGCCAGUGGAAGCCGCUGAAGACUCCGGUGAAGGAGCUAGGCCAAUAUGGCGUCGGAGUGCAGCUCUAUUUCCAGUUCUUGAUCGAUCUGGGUCUGCUCUUCAUGUUCCUUUUCCUCUUCACGAUCCCAAUGAUGUACUUUUCCCUUGGCGGAUCAAUGCUUGAAGACUUCCCAGAGACGAAGGAGCAGAAUUUUUUCUACAAGCUCAUGGCAGCUUUCACCCCUGCAAACCUCGGGACCUGUGGGGCUGACGCAGCCGAUUGCCUGCGGCAGCAAGACAGGCAUGAUCGCAAGGUCUUUGGUGGAAGCGAGGGUCUGCUCCGAGACGUGACGCCUGCCCUUGGCAUCCUCGACUUCUUGCAGUCGCUCAUCGCCCUGGUCUUCAUCGUCUUUUUCCGGGUCUACAAAAUCCCGAAGGCUGUCCGCAUCCAGGAUGAGGCCAACAUCACUGCGAGCGACUACGCUGUGCGCGUGUCCGGUCUUCCAAGGAAGUUGGACGAGAAGGACCAUCCACAGUAUGAAGACUUGCUGCAGCAGCAUUUCGAGAAUAUCCUCGCGACGGAGUGCGGGAUCUCGGAGCCAGGCAAGGUGGCAGAAGUGACCCUCAUACGUGAGUAUGAUGGCUGCAUCUCCCUCUUCUUGCAGCAGGGCAACCUCCUUGAGGAAAUGCAUGAGGCGGGCGUGGCCUCCAGGCUUGCCAAGAAAGCCGGGAAGGAUAAGGAUGCCGAGAAGCACGAGAAGAAGCGCCAAAAGCUCAAGCAAAAGAUCGAUUCGAUCGAGGACAGCCUGGCGCACCAGUCGGACCUGCAAGACGUCCAGCGUGAGGUUUGUGGCGCCUUCGUCAUGUUUGAAGAGGAGAGGCUCAAGGAUGCCAUUUGCAACGUGUACAAGCCCUUCCGCGGGUGGGCCUCCCGGCUCUUCGAGCCCCACUACCUCCACUUCAAGGACUGGCGUCUGACUGUCACCGAGACCUGCGAGCCCGAAGAGCUCUACUGGGAGAACAUGGACUACAGCUGGUUUUUGCACAAGAUGAGAAAGCUUGCGACACUCACGGUCUCCUUCCUGAUUGUGGUGUUCUGCAUUUUCAUCAUGACCUUCCUUAGAUCUGGGGAGACUGCUGUGGACACCAGCGCCCAAGGCCACGACCUGUGGAUCUUUGAGAUUGCCGACCGGCCGAGGGACGUCCAAGGCGGCCAGUCGGGUCCGGGGCAGUGCAUGGAGCUGUGCCAGCUGGACUUGAUGUUCGACCUCAAGUGCAAAGACACAUGGAGUCCGAGUAUGUACCUCGAGUCCCUCAAAGACGACCAGGGGACCUUCUGGAAUGCCACCUCCAACACGGGAUUGCAUCUGCUGGUCGACUCGGUCACAGAGUGCACCACGGCCAACACCUGGAGGGCACCCUCCUGUACUGCGCCGCCGGGCACGAACGUCACGUCGCACCUGUACUACGAGCUGAACCAAAAAGCAGCCGUCAAGUGUGUCAAGGUCGCGAAGGGGGAGACGGGUGGCGAUGGUGGCGGUGGUGGCGGUGGCGGCGGUGGUGGGCCGCCCGGGCGCCGCCUUCAGCAGGCCCCCGCACCGAUGCGGGUCUACGGGUGCGAUGCGCAGUAUGCCUCGGUCGAGAACAGUUCAGGACUUUUCGAUGCAAAUGGGCAGCCCUUCUCCAUCAGCACUCAUUGUCUGCGAUACGAUGACAUUGUCAUGGAAAGCUACAGCCGCACGCCCGCCAUUCGCCUCAGACAAGACUGUCUCUUCCCAGUGACUAAGGAGGCUGCCCAAGUGGCUCUUGCUGAGGGCGAGGACAAGAUCUUGGGGCCGAGGCUGCGGUGCUACUGCACACAGCAGAUUGCAAACGACCCCUUCUUGCGGAUCCCAGGCUACUACAACAAAGCCGAGAAUGUGGCCGCAGAGAUCUGCGAAGACUUCAUCUGGUACCAGGGCACACAGUUGGGCGUUCGCAUGGGUGGAGUUGUGGCCGUCAUGGUCAUCAACAACAUCUUGCUGGUGCUGUUCGCGUACUUUGACAGCCUGGGUCGGUACCAGACUGCCACGGACCUGGCGGCUUCGCAAGUGUUCAACCUCUUCCUUGCCACCUUGGUGAACACCGCCAUCGUGUACAACUUGAUUGGAAUCAACUUCUACACGAGCAACGACUCAGUUUUCGGAGCGCUGAAGUUCGGGCAGGGCCCUCACGACGACUUGAACCCGAACUGGUUCAUCACGAUCGGAAACAUGCUCGUGAUCACGAUCGUCUGCCAGAUUGCCUGCUCAGUGGCGUUGCCUGUGCUGUGGGUUUGGACGGUCGAUCCGCUCCUGCGGUGGUUCUUCUGCAAAGACACUCAUUCGCAAGAGCUGCUGAACGAGUACCACGUGCUCCCUGAGUGGACGCUAUCGCUGCGCGUGGCAGAAACGCUUGUUGUGGUCUUCUGCGUGCUGAUGUACUCGACCGGCUUCCCUGUACUGUACCUCUUCGGCGCGUUGUACUGCCUCCUCGCCUUCUGGGCUGACAAGUACGCCCUCCUCCGCGGUUCCAGGAAGCCGCCCGGCUACACCAAGAGUGCCAUCGAGAGUGCGGUGAUCAUGUGUCCGUUUGCCAUAUUGUUCCACCUGUUGUUCGCCAUCUGGCUCUUCGGCAACCAGGAUAUCAUGCCCAGCAACUGGGGUGGCUCUCAGAACUUUGCCGCUGGUUUGUUUUCCGUGACUCUGGAUGAGUACAACCGCAUCAUGGAGAUUGUGGCCCAGUCUGGCUUCGACGUGCGCGGGAAGCAAUACUGGGAGUAUCUGAAGGCACGGAUGUCCGAUGCCGGACGUACAGCAGCCGAGCCUUCCUUCAUUCUUCUCAUCAUCAUGUUGAUCUACUACGCCAUAGUCAUCCUAAAGGCGCUCUUCGCGCCAUGCCUCGGGAAUCGCCUCAAUCUGCUGGCUGACUCGGCACUGAAGGCGACUGGGAUCAUCAGAGAGGCCGCUCAAGAAACUGUUACCCUCAGCGAUGCCAAGGCCAAGGGCGAAACCAAGGGCCUCCUUACCUACAGGAUGGCCGAGAACCCGAACUACGAGGAGGCCGUGCUGGCUCUAAGGUUCGAUCCAGACGGCGGUGACAAGGAGGCAAAGGAAAAGCGGAAGUCCGACAAGGGGGUGUCCUUCAGCGCGAUAGAAGAGAAUUUGGAGCGAACGGUGGCGCAGAAAUACCACGAAGCAGAG